AUGCUCUUCUUCAGCUUUUUCAAAACCCUUACAAACCACACGGUUAUCAUUGAGCUUAAGAAUGAUAUCCGAAUUCGUGGCACCCUCAAGAGCGUCGACCAGUAUUUGAACGUGAAGCUCGACGAUAUCGAGGUCAUAGAGCUCGAGAAAUACCCUCAUCUCUCUAGUGUGAAGAACAUUUUCGUUCGCGGAAGUGUGGUUAGAUAUAUUGUUUUACCGCAAGAUGCUGUGGAUAGAGGUUUAUUGGAAGAUGCAACGAGGAGAGAAGCUGCAAGCCAAGCGAAUAAAGCAAAAUGA
Messenger RNA from Ophidiomyces ophidiicola, 297 nucleotides. RefSeq names its product U6 snRNA-associated Sm-like protein LSm2 (gene LSM2). The record is from RefSeq and is a predicted model, not a curated record. Bases 1 to 297 code for a protein of 98 amino acids. The transcript has 3 exons. Gene Ontology annotation, biological process: mRNA splicing, via spliceosome. Gene Ontology annotation, molecular function: RNA binding. NCBI's taxonomy places the organism in Eukaryota, Fungi, Ascomycota, Eurotiomycetes, Onygenales, Onygenaceae. Gene Ontology annotation, cellular component: precatalytic spliceosome; U4/U6 x U5 tri-snRNP complex; P-body.